This is a messenger RNA of Diceros bicornis minor, 5778 nucleotides long. It is a transcript of the gene USP40, whose product is annotated as ubiquitin specific peptidase 40. The record is from RefSeq and is a predicted model, not a curated record. The transcript has 32 exons. Gene Ontology annotation, biological process: protein deubiquitination. NCBI's taxonomy places the organism in Eukaryota, Metazoa, Chordata, Mammalia, Perissodactyla, Rhinocerotidae. Bases 103 to 3813 code for a protein of 1236 amino acids. Gene Ontology annotation, molecular function: cysteine-type deubiquitinase activity; cysteine-type endopeptidase activity. Gene Ontology annotation, cellular component: nucleus; cytosol.
CCUUCGCCAAUAUGGUGGUCUCCGGUUCGGGCGCGAUGGUUUCCUUCGAGAUUGGGCCGGGGCGGGGGUCUGGGCUUUAGACGGGUAGUAUUUAGUUUCACAAUGUUUGGGGACCUGUUUGAAGAGGAUUGUUCCAGUGUGCCAGAUAAUCAGUACGGAAAAGGGAAGAAAUUAAAGACCAAAGCUUUGGAGGCACCUGCUCCUAGAGAAUUCACUAAUUUAAGCGGCAUCAGAAAUCAGGGUGGAACCUGUUACCUCAAUUCCCUUCUUCAGACUCUUCAUUUCACACCUGAAUUCAGAGAAGCUUUAUUUUCUCUUGGCCCGGAAGAGCUUGGUUCGUUAGAGGAUAAGGAUAAACCUGAUGCAAAGGUUCGAAUCAUACCCUUACAGUUACAGAGGCUGUUUGCUCAGCUUCUGCUCUUGGACCAGGAAGCUGCAUCCACGGCCGACCUCACAGACAGCUUUGGGUGGACCAGCAAUGAGGAAAUGAGGCAACAUGAUGUACAGGAACUGAAUCGAAUUCUCUUUAGUGCUUUGGAAACCUCUUUAGUCGGGACCUCCGGCCAUGAUCUCAUCAAUCGUCUAUAUCACGGAACCAUUGUUAACCAGAUUGUUUGUAAAGAAUGUAAGAAUGUCAGUGAAAAGCAGGAAGACUUCUUAGAUCUAACCGUAGCAGUCAAAAAUGUAUCCGGUUUGGAAGAUGCUCUCUGGAACAUGUAUGUAGAAGAGGAAGUUUUUGACUAUGACAACUUAUACCACUGUGGAACUUGUGACAAGCUGGUUAAAGCAGCAAAGUCGGCCAAAUUACGUAAGCUGCCUCCCUUUCUUACUGUUUCAUUAUUAAGAUUUAAUUUUGAUUUCGUGAAGUGUGAACGAUACAAGGAAACUAGCUGUUACACGUUCCCUCUCCGGAUCAAUCUCAAGCCUUUUUGUGAACAGAGUGAAUUAGAUGAUUUGGAAUACAUAUAUGACCUCUUCUCGGUCAUUAUACACAAAGGUGGUUGCUAUGGAGGACAUUAUCAUGUGUAUAUUAAAGAUGUUGAUCAUUUGGGAAACUGGCAAUUUCAAGAGGAAAAAGGUAAACCAGAUGUGAAUUUGAAAGAUCUUCGGAAUGAAGAAGAGAUUGACGAUCCAUUGAUAAUUCUGAAAGCAAUCUUAUUACAGGAGGAGAAUAAUCUAAUUCCUGUAGAUCAGCUGGGCCAGAAACUGUUGAAAAAGAUAGGAAUAUCUUGGAACAAGAAGUACAGAAAACAGUAUGGACCAUUGCGAAAGUUCUUACAGCUUCAUUCUCAGAUAUUUCUACUCAGUUCAGAUGAAAGUACGGUUAGUCUAUUGAAGAACUCUUCUCUCCGGGCUAAGUUUGAUUUCCAAAGGAAUGAUCAACACAUUUUCAAGACCCUUACUUCAGAAUCCCCAGGACUAAAUGAUAGAAGCUCCUGUCCUCACUGGUUUGAUAUAAAUGAUUCCAAAGUCCAACCAAUCAAGGAAAAGGAUAUUCAACAGCAAUUUCAGGGUAAAGAGAGUGCCUAUAUGUUGUUUUAUCGGAAAUCCCAGUUGCAGAGACCCCCUGAAGCUCGAGCUAAUCCAAGAUACAGAGUUCCGUGUCAUUUGCUGAAUGAAAUGGAUGCAGCCAACCUUGAACUGCAAACAAAAAGGGCAGAAUGUGAUUCUACAGACAAUAAUUUUGAACUACAUCUCCACCUGGGCCCUCAUUAUCAGUUCUUCAACGGGGCUCUGCAUCCUGUGGUCUCUCAAACAGAAAGCAUGUGGGAUUUGACCUUUGACAAAAGAAAAACUUUAGGAGACCUUCGACAGUCAAUAUUUCAGCUGUUAGAAUUUUGGGAAGGAGAUAUGGUUCUUAGUGUUGCAAAGUUUGUACCAGCAGGACUUCAUGUUUACCAGAUGCUUGAUGGAGAUGACCUGACACUGAGUGAAAUUGAAAUUGCUGAUGGGGAAGACAUCUUUGUAUGGAAUGGGGUGGAGGUUGGCGGAAUCCAGAUUCCAACUGGUAGUGACUGUGAACCUCUGCUCUUAAAUGUGCUUCAUCUGGCAACAAGCAGUGAAGGAGAAACGUGUCAGCAGUUGAUAGAAUUUCCACAUGUCUUUCCAGCUAAUGCAGAAGUAGGCACUGUAUUCACAGCUUUAGCAAUCCCAGUAGGUGUCCUCUUAAUCAACAAUACUGAAUCUAUGGGAGAAAAGAGCUGGACCACCAUUCCCAAGGAAGACUUUAAGAAGACAUUCAGAGAACAAGGUGUCAGAAAUGGAAGCUCAAUUUUAAUUCAGGAUUCUAAUGAUGAUAACAGUUUAUUGGCGAAGCAAGGGCAAUGGAUCGCUAGUAUGAAUGAGAUUGACUGGCUCCAAGUUAAAAAUUUAUGUGAAAUAGAAUCUGAAGAAGAGCAAGUUAAAAUAUCAGCAACUGUUAACACAGUGGUGUUCGAUAUUCGAAUUAAAGCCAUAAAGGAAUUAAAAUUAAUGAAGGAACUAGCUGAGAACAGCUGUUUGAGACCUAUUGAUAGAAAUGGGAAGCUGCUUUGUCCAGUCCCAGACAAUUAUACUUUGAAGGAAGCAGAGUUGAAGAUGGGGAGUUCAUUGGGACUGUGUCCUGGAAAAGCACCGACUUCCUCUCAGCUGUUCCUGUUUUUCGCUGUGGGGAGUGACGUUCAGCCUGGGGCAGAGAUGGAGAUCAUAGUAGAAGAAACAAUAUCUGUGAGAGAUUGUUUAAAGAUAAUGCUGGAGAAAUCUGGCCUACCAGGAGACGCAUGGCAUUUACGAAAAACGGAUUGGUGCUGUGAAGCUGGGGAGCCUUUAUGUGAGGAAGGUGCAACACUGAAAGAGCUUAUGAUAUGUUCUGGAGAUACUUUGCUUUUAAUUGAAGGAAAACUUCCUCCUCUGGGUUUCCUGACGGUGCCCAUCUGGUGGUACCAGCCUCAGCAUCCCUCGGGUCACUGGAAGAGUCAUCAGGACCAGACGAACUGUACCCCUCCUCAAGGUGGGAUUUGGAGACCCAUUUCCGCCCAAGAUUCUCCUGGUGACGGACAUGCAGAAGUUUCCCUCCACUACUUGGGAGACGUUGAAAUCUCAGAAGAUGCCACCUUGAUGGAGCUGAAGUCUCAGGCCGUGGCCUUGCCCUCCUUCUCGGAGUUUGUCACCCCAUCCCCAGCCUUCCUCAGAGUCUGGACUGUGGGAAAUAAGCGCCCUGACAGGCUUUUGCGAGCCAACCAGCAGCAGCUCAAGGAAUAUAAACUGGGAAGGAGAAGUGAGAUCUGCGUAGAGCCCCUUCAGAAAGAAGAAAACUUGGGCCCCCAGGACGUGCUGCUGAGGACACAGAUGCGCCUCCCCGGCAAGAGGGCAUACGCCCUGCCCCUGGACUUGGUGUGGGAUGCUGCCCGAGGCUGGACUGCUGGCUCCCUCAGGCAGCGAGUUGCUGAUUUCUAUUCUCUUCCUGUGGAAAAAAUUGAAAUUGCCAAAUACUUUCCUGAAAAGUUUGAGUGGCUUCCAAUAUCUAGCUGGAACCAGCAAAUUACUAAGAGGAAAAAGAAGAAAAAGCAAGAUAAUUUGCAGGGGAUGCCUUAUUACUUGAAAGAUGGAGAUACUAUUGGUGUUAAGAAUCUCCUGGUUGAAGAUGAUGAUGAUUUCAGUACAGUCAGAGAUGACAUUGGAAAAGAGAAACAGAAACAGCUCACUCUGGGAAAAAAGAAAAGCCAAGAAGCCCUGCGUGUGCAGAGCAGCCAUGUUUUCUCCGGGACAGAGGCGCCUGCCCGGCCCCGUGGACCAGAAGCUUCUCUCUCCAUCCACGUUGGGAGUUUCAGGUAGUGCUGGCAGCUGCCGCCGUCCCGGUGGGCGCAGCGCCCAGGCGGUGCUGGUACCAGAGGAGCUGAUCUCCCCUGGGCCUGGCGGGGCCUCGUCGGCUGCACGCACAGGGCUCUGUGUUCCUGCUACAAUUCGCCAUUCAGUUCCAGGAGAGCAAGUUAGUUGGUUUUCUGCCUUGUGCAGACACGGACUCCAGACCUCUGCUUUAUUAUGAGCAAGGGGAUGUUUCAUCUCAGGCCAGGCAGGUGCACUUGAUCGUUCUGCUGUGCAGCCCGUCCCCCCGGGAGGCUGGCACAGGCCUGGCGAUACUGCAGGUGCCAGUCAGAUGUUGCCCUCCCACCACGCUUGACCCCCACUGCUGUUUUUCUCAGAAAACUUAUUUGUUGUGCAUUAACUGCAGAUGUAGAUCAAAUGGUACCUUGCUAACGCCUGACAAAUCUGCCGUUUAAGAUACAUGUGUUCCGUUCUCUUCUGCGCUGUUCACAUGACUUUGGUAUCUGUGUUAACAAAGGUUCUGACAGCUCCCGCUGAGGGUCUGGCCAGCCUCAUGCUGUGACAUAAAGGGAGUCCCCACACAGCACGUGUUCCCCCUUUGGUCUGAGUGAAAACUGUGAUUCUAAGUAGCGUUAGCUCUGUCGGGAAUGAGGUGACAGAGGGGACAGCCUCUGGAGUUAAGUAUUCACUGCUAAAGAGACAGGAGCCUCAGGUGUGGCUGCCACACGGCCCAGCAGCCCUGAGGUGUCCUCUGACUGUGCUGUCUGGUCAGAACAUUCUCGCUGUGCUGCUGCUGUUGCCGCUGCUGCUGGAGCCUCCUCGCUUCCCAAGUCUGGAGGGAGGUGGGGUCGUGGCGGACAGGCCUGAGAAGGCCGAUCGUCCUGAGUAGCCUCAGUUAAAACAAAAAGAAAAUGUCAGCUAAGAUUCUUCUCAUAAUUUAGCAUGGCUUGACCGAUUUAGGACACGGAUGAUUCACUUUCUUAAACUCUGACUGAGUUGAAAGCAGGAUUCGUGAGAAAAUGUAAUCAGUUCUUUCUUACCUCAGAUGAAGCUUUGUAGCAACUCUCUUGCUGAGUAUGGUUAUCAUCUUGAUUUCACACAAUUUCUCAUGAGCGCUUUUAUCACUGAUAUUAAAAUAGCACUUACAUGUUAUGAGAUGGAAAAAAAUCGACAGAUGUGGCCCAUGUCUGGGCCUGCCCCACCGGCCUAGGGAAGCCAGGUUCACGUUGUCACACUGUGCUGCCUCUCACAGCUUGACAUGGAGUGGAGUGGCCCUCCGUCCUCCUUCCAGCACCGUCAGAACCACUGCUAGAACUGCAGCCUCUCCUCUGGGUCUGGCUGAGAGGGUGGGUCACAAAUGAUGUAUUCAUCUGUAAGAAGUUGGACUUGGACUAGCGAGCUGCUUUCAGAUUCUCAGACACUAACUCGUCCAGGAGCCUCGCACGUGGGGUCCAGACUGCAUCAGUCAAUGGACCUGGCGUGUUUUUGAUGACAGCAAACUGGCAUGCUCUGGUGAGCUGUGGCUGGAAGCCCAGGCCCUGUGGAUGAGCCAUUCUGUUCCUGACUCGGACUGACGUGUGUCCUGGGUAUGGCCCUCGUUUCAUAGUCAGGUAAUAAAAUAUUAAUGUGAUACUGAAAAGCUUUGCUUUUGAGAAGCCAGAGGCCUCACUGGAUGUGACUUACCAGGACGAACACGGAGGACAUGACUUAAAGGGCCCCGCAGGGAGCGCCCGCUGCGGCCUGGGGCCCUCCAGAAGGUCUCUGCGUGUUGGCCCCCUUCCUGCCUGCCUGCUUUUUUUUUUUUUUUUUUUUUUUUUUUAAUUCGGGGAUGGAACGGGGCCACAGGGAGAGAGCUGUGAGAUUUCGUUGGAAAAGAAAGAAACUGUCCUUCCCGUUGUAGUCUUCCGUUUCCACUGACGGCUUCAUGUUCUACUUGGCCUCUUUUCCCAAGCGAACUUCAGGUGCUAAAUAAAC